Messenger RNA from Rotaria sordida, 483 nucleotides. The record is from the annotation of a GenBank genome assembly. NCBI's taxonomy places the organism in Eukaryota, Metazoa, Rotifera, Eurotatoria, Philodinida, Philodinidae.
AUGUGGAAUCAAGUGUUGAAUAUAAACGGGUUUGCAUCAAAUGCUGCACAAGAACAAGCAGUUGAAUCAUUUGAUCCACAAGAAAAUGAUAUAAAAUCAAAUAUUGAAUAUAAACAGGAAUGUGUUUGUUCUUCAGAUGAUCACGGUGAACAAUCAAAAGUGUCAUAUGAUGGAGAAGACCAAUUUUGUUUCUCAACUCUUGAAUUAAAUUUACGAAAUGCUUUAUCCACUGAAGAAAUUGUUGCUCUUGGUGAAAUUGGUUCGGAUCUUAUAUCUUCCGGACAUCCAUCUAUUGUUAUUCAAAAAGAGGCAUUAAUUAAUCAAUUAAAAUUGGCCAAAGAAAUGAAUCUGUCAGUGAUGAUAACAUCAAGAAAUAGUUUUAUUGACACAAUUAAUUCAUCACUAAAAGUGUUAGAUUCCGACUAUUUGAUUAAUUGGAGACGAUUCGGAUACGGAAGUAUUGAAUUGGCUAUGUUAAAAUAA